AUGGCAGACUUCGUCAAGAGAGGUAGCGUGCAGUUCGUUAAACGUGGCAGUUGUCAACUAAAACUCGCUGCGCAAGAGGUUCGAGCGGCUGUACGAGCGCGACACAUCGUCGCCGGUCUAGUCGCUGUUGGAUUUGCGCUUUGCGGCGCGGUCGAAGUCAGCUCCUCCGUCGCACUGCUGGCGAAUCAGAAAGACAAUCAUGCCAUCAUCGACACAUCUUGGCACUGCGAUAUGCUGGUCAAUAUCACCAGCCGCAAUCGCACCGAAGACUUCGAAAUUAUAUUUAUGGAGCUGCCGCAGGAGGAGCGAGCGGAAUCGAUUAUGCGUGAGGCGUUCUUAUGGGGACAAGUCGCCGGGCCGAUCCUGGGAGGUUGCCUGGUGUGGGGUCGAUCGGGGCCCUCCAUGGUGUUCUCACGUGCAGUUCUUAGCGCCUGCUUAGCGUCUCUAUUAGUACCUGCAGCCUGGCGCGGACCGUCGCAUGUCGCGCUUCGGUUGUUUCAAGGAUUAUGCACCGGCGCAACCAUGCCAGCUGCUCACAUGUUCGCUAUGACCUGGUUUAAGAGCAAUCACAGAAGCUGGUACUUCAGCUGUUAUGCAGCUGUCAGCGUGGGUUACUGCCUCACUGGAUGGCUGGGCACCGCGGUGGUGCGAACGUUUGGUCGCGAUUCUUUGUGUUACGGUCUGGUUCUUUUGGCACUCUGCUGGUAUUUCGCCUUCGGCCGAUUUGUUAAAGACACGCCAAAGUCCUAUCAGCACGAUACAACUGCGGCUGUGAUACCAUGGGGAAAGCUGUUGAGAUCUGUACCCGUUUGGGCGUCUGCAGUGGCGACGAUGGGUAAUCAGUGGGGUGACGCGACGCUCGCACUUGGCAUGACGAAGUACCUGAAGCUCAUCUAUGGGUUUUCUACAGCUAACGACUCAGUGUUGACCACGUUACCUCACAUCGGUCACUUCAUGGCUGCGCUGACCUGCGGCCUCCUGGUAGAUCACGUCCGUGAAUCUAAAAUAGUUUCCACGACCACGGCGAGAAAGUUGGUUGUCUAUACAGCGCACUUCAUCCCCGCGGCCCUUCUCUUCGUCGCUGGUUACGCUGGCUGCCAGGCCCUGGGUGCUGCCUGGCUGGGGAUAGCAGCCCUCCUCGUUUCUGGCACCGCACCGGCCGGCGCGCUCGCGGCCAUAGCUGAUCUCGCACCUGCGGAGUCACCGGCGUGCGCCGCGGCCGCGUGCGCUCUUUGCUCCACGCUGGGCGCCGCGGGACUGCUGGCCGCCAAUUACUUCGUCACCCAGGCUCUUCAUGGCUCCAUCGCUGGUUCUUGGCGAUUGGUGUUCGGCGUUGCUUCUGUCGUCUUACUGACGACCGCUGCGGUUUUUCUGGCUCUCGGCAAAGGCGUUCCGCAACCGUGGAUCCCAUCUGUGGCGAGACCGCGGAGUCACGACGUAAUCUACGAGCAAGACGCGUUGGAGCUAGAUCACGAGGACGUGGGUGUGCAGACCGAGCCCUUCGUGCCCUAUUCGCUCGAGGACGACAUCGAGAGUUUGAAGAACGUACCCCGCUCUUCAUCCAUUCACUCGAAGAUCUCGGUGGCCUCCAAUUAAAUCGCGAGUGCCCUUGUGCCAAUUCUCUGUGCUAUUUUCAUGCCUCAUAUUGCGCCAAGGAUAUUCUAUUUCUCCCCCCCCCCCCCUGGAUAUUAUUACGAUAAGAAAAACGAUGUACAGUAAACAUAUAUACUGCAAAUGCAUACGCGAUUAACACGAUAAAUGUAUAUAAGAAUAAAUGUAUUUAAGAAUAAGAAUAAAAGUUUACACGAUAACGAUAGAAUGUCCUCGAAGAAUAUCACAACGACAAAAAUUGAAAAAGACGAGUUGUCAUUAGAUUUCGCGAAACACGAUUUGAACAACCGAGGCCGCUCUGGAUAAAAUCGUUGUGAGACAAUGCCGUGAAUAAUAACAGGUAGAUCCGCGGAGUGAUAUAAUUUGACUCGUAGAAAGUCGAUGGCUGAGAAAAAUGUCAACGCGCGUUGGAAACUCGAGGGACAUGACAGGACAAAUGUCAGGUAAGCGUCGCUUUUGUCUCGGAUUAUUCGCUUUCGACUAUUGUUGUUGAAACGGCUUCGCCUCAUCGGAUAUCUCGGGAUUUUCUUCGCCCGCGUUAUUUCCUAGCAUACAAAUCUAUGCAUUAUGCCGAUUUCUGUGAAGAGAGCACCGUGUGCUCUCUUCGACGACUUUCUAUCUCUGGAGUAAGAGUGAGAGACAAACUCGCUCGGUGCGGCGGAUACGGCGGGCGCUUUAAUUAGAUAAUCUCACAGAUCCGCGUAUUCCUAUCGGUGCUGGUUCCAUUGUGAAAAUGGCGCCUACGCCAUUGUAACUGGCGCAUGCAAUACUGGAAUACCGGAAGACGUGUGCAAGACCCACUGUCCUCGCCUGUGUCCUAACGAGACGGCCUUUCAAAUGCAAGCGUGCAUAUCCGGCACGCAUGUGGAAAAAUCAGAACUGCACUCUUUAGAUUUCCGCGGAAAAUAGCCUGCCACUCGCCGUGAAUUAAAAAUUAUUUCGCACGUUGCUUUUCACACCGGAAACUCAUUCGAUCGACAUUCUUAAGCAGAACGUUGAGUCAAUAUUGGCAUUGCGAUUACUUUCAUGUAUAUGUUUUACUUCACUUAUCAGUAACUGACACGAACUUACAUACCUUUGUACUUUGUACAAACAAAAUUUUUGUAAUUUUGAAAUAAGCUUGUUUAAUUCUUUCUUUUUUUAAGAUAAUAAAUAAAGAUAAUAAAAUUACUUGCACCCAUAGUUAGGAUAAUCCGAUAAUCGAUCCAAUAAUUGACAAUAACUAAUAGCCCGUUCAGACUAGAUUAAAAUUGAGUUCAAUUUAACCAAUCGGAAGAAAGAGAAUUUACAUCAAGUUUAGUGAACUUUGCUUUGAUUGAAUUGCUUUGAUUAAAUUCAAUCUCUCAAUCCCAGUCUCUA
Trachymyrmex septentrionalis is the source of this 2970-nucleotide messenger RNA. RefSeq names its product sialin-like. The record is from RefSeq and is a predicted model, not a curated record. Gene Ontology annotation, biological process: transmembrane transport; monoatomic anion transport. The coding region runs from base 1 to 1596 and encodes 531 amino acids. Lineage: Eukaryota; Metazoa; Arthropoda; Insecta; Hymenoptera; Formicidae. The transcript has 9 exons. Gene Ontology annotation, molecular function: transmembrane transporter activity. Gene Ontology annotation, cellular component: plasma membrane.